AUGGCGCAGGCAAGUCCCAUUACCGAUGUUACGCAGAGACUAUUUGUGGACCUGAAAUCAAAGAGUGAUGAGGUGAAGACCCGAGCUGCCGAUGAGCUCUAUGAGAACGUGGUCGCGGUGUCUCGCGAUUGGCCCUCGGAGAAGUUUGUGGAAUUUUACAACGCGGUUAGCCAGCGGAUUGCCCAACUAGUCGUGACUGGCAAUGAUGCCAACGAACGAGUCGGCGGACUCCUCGCCCUCGACCAACUCAUCGAUUUCGAUGGGGUGGACGCCGCCCAGAAGACCACCCGAUUUGCCAGCUAUCUUCGCAGUGCCCUUCGCAGCAACGAGAAUGCGGUGUUGAUCUGUGCGUCCCGGUCCUUAGGCCGCCUGGCGAAACCCGGCGGGGCACUCACGGCGGAGCUGGUCGAAAGUGAGAUCCAGUCUGCCUUGGAAUGGCUACAAUCGGAGCGUCAGGAAAGCCGACGGUUUGCGGCCGUAUUGGUGAUUAAGGAGCUCGCGAAGGGCUCGCCGACCCUGCUCUAUGGCUUCGUACCGCAGAUUUUCGAGCUCGUCUGGGUUGCGCUUCGAGAUCAAAAGGUGCUCAUUCGAGAGACUGCAGCGCAGGCGGUGGGUGAAUGCUUCAAUAUCAUCGUUGCUCGGGAUGCACAGGUCCGCCAAUCAUGGUUCGCGAGAAUAUACGAUGAGGCUUUGCUGGGUCUGAAAUCGCACAAUGUGGACUGGAUCCAUGGAUCGCUCCUGAUACUGAAGGAGCUGAUCCUCAAAGGCACAAUGUUCAUGAAAGAGAACUACCGGAAUGCCUGUGAAAUCGUUCUUCGGCUCAAAGACCAUCGAGAUACCAAGAUUCGCACCGAGGUGGUCUACACCAUCCCAAUCCUCGCAUCUUACGCCCCAACCGACUUCACUGAGGUCUAUUUGCAUCGAUUCAUGAUAUAUCUCCAGGCACAACUCAAGAGAGAAAAGGAGCGCGAUUCUGCGUUUGUCGCUAUUGGAGAGAUCGCAAAUGCGGUGGGUCCGGCUAUUGCUCAAUAUCUCGAUGGAAUCAUAAUAUACAUCCGAGAGGGCCUUGCGAUGAAAGCCAGGAGAAACCGAUCAGGUGUCAAAGAGGCUCCUAUGUUUAAAUGCAUCAGCAUGCUCUCCUUGGCCGUCGGGCAAGCUCUCAGCAAAUAUAUGGAGGCUUUGCUGGAUCCAAUCUUUGCCUGCGGUCUCAGCCAAUCAUUAACACAAGCCUUGGUAGAUAUGGCUCACUACAUCCCGCCCAUCAAACCAACGAUCCAGGAAAAGCUUCUUGACAUGCUCAGCAUCAUCCUCUGUGGAACACCUUUUCGUCCACUUGGCUGUCCCGAAAACCGUCUCCCACCUAUGCCAUCCUUCGCCAAGGAUUUUCCUCUUCAUGAGCCCCAUUCCGAUGCUGAGAUUGCCUUGGCUCUUCACACCCUGGGCAGUUUUGACUUUUCCGGCCAUAUUCUGAACGAAUUCGUGCGUGAUGUUGCCAUCAAUUACGUGGAGAACGACAACCCCGAUAUUCGCAAAGCCUCAGCUCUCACGUGCUGCCAGCUUUUCGUCCAUGAUCCGAUUAUCAACCAGACUAGUGGUCAUUCAAUUCAGGUUGUCAGUGAGGUCAUUGACAAGCUCUUAACAGUGGGUAUCGGCGAUCCCGAUUCUGAUAUCCGACGUACGGUCCUUUGGUCACUGGACCGCAAAUUCGAUCGACAUCUAGCUCGCCCAGAGAACAUUCGUUGCUUGUUCUUGGCAGUCAACGACGAGGUAUUCGAAGUCAAAGAAGCCGCUAUCUGCAUUAUUGGUCGCCUUUCCAGCGUAAAUCCAGCUUAUGUAUUCCCACCACUGCGAAAAUUACUGGUUAAUCUUUUGACUGGCCUUGGAUUUGCAAAUACUGCUCGUCAAAAGGAAGAAACGGCUCAGUUGAUCAGCCUGUUUGUUUCCAACGCCACCAAGCUUAUCAGAAGCUAUGUCGACCCGAUGGUCACAGCUCUUCUACCCAAGGCCACGGACAGCAAUCCAGGUGUGGCUGCUACCACCCUCAAGGCUGUGGGAGAGCUUGCCAAUGUCGGUGGUGGAGAGAUGAAACGCUAUUUAUCAGAAAUCAUGCCGAUCAUCUUGGACUCUCUCCAGGACCUUUCUUCUCAUACCAAGCGUGAGGCUGCACUACGAACGCUAGCGCAGAUAUCUGGCAAUUCAGGCUACGUCAUUGAACCGUAUCUCGAAUAUCCGCAUCUUCUUGAUGUUUUGAUCAACAUCAUCAAAACCGAGCAAACAGGUUGUCUAAGAAAAGAAACCAUCAAACUUGUGGGCGUCCUUGGCGCCUUGGAUCCCUAUAAGUAUCAGCAAAUCAGUGACGUGGAGCCGGAUAUUCAUCAUAUUAAUGAAAUCCAAAAUGCAUCGGAUGUUGCCUUGAUAAUGCAAGGCCUUACUCCGUCUAAUGAGGAGUACUAUCCGACAGUGGUCAUCCAUACAUUGUUGCAAAAUAUUCUGCGGGAGAACUCGUUGGUCCAAUAUCAUUCCGCCGUCAUUGAUGCAAUUGUCACCAUCUUCAAGACUCUGGGUCUCAAAUGUGUGCCAUUCCUCGGGCAGAUCAUCCCUGCUUUUAUCUCCGUCCUCCGAAGCUCCCCUGCCAGCCGCCUUGAGUCAUACUUCAAUCAAAUGGCUAUUCUGGUCAAUAUCGUGCGUCAGCACAUCCGUGCAUUCUUACCUGAAAUUAUUGAUGUGAUUCGCGAAUUUUGGGAUGCAUCAUAUCAAGUGCAAGGCACGAUUCUGUCACUGGUCGAGGCAAUUGCCCGGUCUCUGGAAGGAGAGUUCAGAAAGUAUCUUGCUCGUUUGAUCCCACUGAUGCUAGAUACUCUUGAGAAAGAUACCACACCUCGCCGACAGCCAUCUGAGAAGAUUCUUCAUGCUUUCCUGAUCUUCGGAUCUAGUGGGGAGGAAUAUAUGCACCUGAUUAUUCCCUCAAUUGUGCGUCUUUUCGACCGACCACAAAACCCCCAGAGCAUCCGAAAGUCUGCUAUUGACAGCUUAACUAAACUGUCACGACAAGUCAAUGUAUCUGACUUUGCUUCUUUUAUGGUCCACUCUCUGUCGCGAGUUGUAGCAAGCCCCGAUCGCGUGUUGCGCCAGGCUGCUUUGGAUUGUAUCUGUGCCCUCAUUUUCCAACUUGGCCAGGAUUUCACCCAUUAUAUCCAUUUACUGAACAAGGUUCUGAAGCAGCAUCAGAUAACACACGUUAACUAUCAAAUUUUGGUGACGAAGCUUCAAAAGGGGGAUCCGCUCCCACAGGACCUUAACCCCGAAGAGAACUACGCAUUCCCCACCGAUGAUACCAGCUUUGCGGAAGUUGGGCAAAAGAAGAUCGUUGUUAAUCAGCAACAUCUCAAGAAUGCGUGGGAUGCUUCACAGAAGUCCACGCGCGAAGAUUGGCAGGAAUGGAUUCGACGCUUCAGUGUGGAGCUUCUGAAGGAAUCACCGUCUCCAGCACUUAGGGCAUGUGCCAGCUUGGCUGGUAUUUACCAGCCCCUUGCUCGAGAUCUUUUCAAUGCCGCCUUCGUCUCUUGCUGGACCGAGCUCUAUGACCAGUACCAGGAAGAGCUUGUUCGUUCAAUUGAGAAGGCUCUUACUUCCCCGAACAUAUCACCGGAGAUCUUGCAGGUGCUUCUCAAUCUUGCUGAGUUCAUGGAGCAUGAUGAUAAGGCUCUCCCCAUCGACAUUCGUACUUUGGGCAAAUAUGCUGCCAAGUGCCAUGCAUUCGCCAAAGCUCUUCAUUACAAGGAACUCGAAUUUGAACAGGAUCAAAACUCGGGUGCUGUUGAGGCUCUGAUCACAAUCAACAAUCAGCUUCAGCAAUCUGAUGCUGCUAUCGGUAUCUUGCGUAAGGCACAGGCAUACCGUGAUGUGGAGCUGAAGGAAACAUGGUUUGAAAAGCUGCAGCGGUGGGACGAGGCCUUGGCUGCCUACAAAAAGCGCGAGAAGACCGAUCCAGACUCAUUUGGCAUCACGAUGGGUAAGAUGAGAUGUCUUCACGCCCUCGGAGAGUGGAAAGUUCUCUCAGAUCUUGCGCAAGAGAAAUGGAAUCAAGCUUCUCUGGAGCAUCGCAGAGCCAUUGCUCCUCUUGCUGCCGCCGCUGCAUGGGGUCGUGGCCAGUGGGAAUUGAUGGAUUCAUAUCUCGGUGUGAUGAAGGAGCAGUCUCCAGAUCGGUCCUUCUUUGGUGCAAUUCUUGCCAUCCACCGCAAUCAAUUCGGAGAAGCCAACUCCUACAUUGAGAAAGCACGAAAUGGACUUGAUACGGAGCUUUCCGCCCUGCUUGGGGAAUCAUACAACCGGGCUUACAAUGUUGUCGUCCGUGUCCAGAUGCUUGCCGAACUCGAAGAGAUCAUCAAGUACAAGCAGAAUGUUGGUGACCCAGAGAAGCAAGAGGCAAUGCGCCAGACAUGGAAUCAGCGAUUGCUUGGAUGCCAGCAAAAUGUUGAAGUGUGGCAGCGAAUGCUCAAGGUCAGGGCCCUUGUCACAGCCCCUCGCGAGAAUCUUGAAAUGUCAAUUAAAUUUGCAAAUCUUUGCCGGAAGUCCAACCGCAUGGGCCUUGCAGAGCGAUCUCUUGCUUCUCUUGAGACUGUGGUCGUGGACGCAAAUGGCACGCACACAAUCGCACCCCCUGAGGUUACGUAUGCUCGUCUGAAAUUCAGCUGGGCAAAUGGAAACCAGCAAGAAGCCCUUCAAAUGCUGAAAGAAUUCGCUUCUGGCUUAAGUGAUGAUCUUUCCAAGUUUAACACGUUAAUUGUGUCUCAAAACGAACACCAUGGAAUGAAUGGCGUCAAUGGAGUUGCAGACCCAAGUCAUCCAGAGGCUAUCAGUCUGCGAGAGCGAAUUGGCGAUGUUGGAAAGUUCAGGAAACUCCUGUCAAAGAGUUAUCUUCGACAGGGAGAGUGGCAGACAGCCAUGCAAAGGGGCGACUGGCGACCAGAGUAUGUCCGCGAGGUUCUCAGUGCAUACUCUGCGGCUACGCAAUACAAUCGCGAUUCAUACAAGGCGUGGCAUGCUUGGGCUCUAGCCAACUUCGAAGUUGUUACGACAAUUUCUAACCAGGUCACCCGAGAAGGUAAACCGAUUCCGGUUCCUACCCAUAUCGUCACCGAGCAUGUGAUUCCUGCGAUUCGUGGCUUCCUGAGGUCCAUCGCUUUGUCUUCGACAUCCUCUUUACAAGAUACUCUACGGCUGCUGACCCUGUGGUUCACCCACGGUGGAGAUCAUGAAGUCAACACGGUUGUGACUGAAGGCUUCACCGCCGUGAACAUUGACACAUGGCUCUCUGUCACUCCCCAAUUGAUCGCUCGAAUCAAUCAGCCUAAUAUCAGAGUCCGUGGCUCUGUUCAUAGACUACUUGCUGAGGUUGGCAAGACUCACCCGCAAGCACUGGUCUAUCCUUUGACAGUGGCUAUGAAGUCUAAUGUGACCCGGCGCUCACAAUCCGCCAGCAACAUUAUGGAAAGCAUGCGCCAACACAGUGCCAAGCUUGUUGAACAGGCGGACCUUGUCAGCCAUGAGUUGAUCCGAGUCGCUGUUCUUUGGCACGAGCUUUGGCAUGAAGGCCUUGAGGAGGCUUCUCGCCUCUACUUCGGCGAUCACAACGUCGAAGGCAUGUUUGCAACCCUUGCACCCCUACAUGACAUGCUUGACAAAGGCGCAGAAACUCUUCGUGAGGUCUCAUUCGCGCAGGCCUUUGGACGUGAUCUCGCGGAAGCCAAGCAUUACUGUAUGCUUUAUCGCCAAACUGAAGAGAUUGGUGAUUUGAACCAAGCUUGGGAUCUUUACUACACCGUGUUCCGCAAGAUCAGCCGACAACUGCCACAGCUGUCCAUUCUGGAUCUCAAAUAUGUGUCUCCUCGCCUCAAGGACUGUUCGGAUCUUGAUCUGGCUGCACCAGGCACAUACCAGAGUGGCAGACCUGUGAUUCGAAUCAUCAGCUUCGAUCCGAUCCUUCAUGUUCUGCAGACGAAGAAGCGGCCAAGACGCAUGACUCUCAAGGGUAGCAACGGAAGCUCUUACAUGUAUUGUCUGAAGGGUCACGAAGAUAUUCGACAAGACGAGCGAGUUAUGCAACUCUUCGGGCUAUGCAACACUCUUCUGGAUAAUGAUGGGGAGAGCUUCAAGCGCCAUUUGUCUGUCCAGCGCUUCCCGGCUAUCCCUCUGUCUCAAAAUUCCGGUCUUCUGGGAUGGGUGUGUAACAGUGAUACUUUGCAUGCUCUGAUCAAGGAAUACCGAGAAAGCCGCCGUAUUUUGCUUAACAUUGAGCAUCGGAUCAUGUUGCAGAUGGCCCCCGACUACGACAGCCUCACACUUAUGCAGAAGGUUGAAGUUUUCGGUUAUGCCAUGGACAACACCACCGGUAAAGAUCUGUAUCGGGUUCUGUGGCUCAAGAGUAAGAGCUCAGAAGCUUGGCUCGAGCGGCGCACGAAUUAUACCCGAUCGCUUGGUGUUAUGUCGAUGGUCGGAUACAUCCUUGGUCUUGGUGAUCGCCACCCAUCUAACUUGCUGCUUGAUCGUACGACUGGUCGCGUGGUUCACAUUGAUUUUGGCGACUGCUUCGAGGUCGCAAUGCACCGCGAAAAGUAUCCAGAACGUGUACCUUUCCGACUGACUCGUAUGUUGACCUUCGCCAUGGAAGUGAGCAACAUUGAAGGAAGCUAUCGUAUUACCUGUGAGGCUGUUAUGCGCGUCCUUAGGGAGAACAAGGAUUCUCUUAUGGCGGUCCUGGAAGCUUUCAUUCACGAUCCUCUGAUCAAUUGGCGUCUCGGUGCCCAAGAGUCGCCCGAGCGUGCGUCUCUUACUGCCGAACGCCGCCAGUCCGUUAUUGAUGGUAUAAACUUCGAACACGGCGUGCAACCCAGCACGUACACCCGCCAUCGCCGACCUUCAAUCCUGGAGGGCGGCAUCCUCGAUACCCAGGAAGGCAUACCGGCCGAGGCUCGCGAGGCCCAGAAUGCCCGUGCUUUGCAGGUUCUGGCUCGAGUGAAGGAGAAGUUGACCGGACGUGACUUCAAACACAGCGAGGAGCUCAACAUCAGCGAUCAGGUCGACAAGCUCCUUGCGCAGGCCACCAAUGUGGAGAAUAUCUGUCAGCACUGGAUCGGAUGGUGCAGUUUCUGGUGA
Molecule: messenger RNA, 7155 nt
Organism: Penicillium macrosclerotiorum
Lineage: Eukaryota; Fungi; Ascomycota; Eurotiomycetes; Eurotiales; Aspergillaceae
Gene: tor
Product: putative TOR pathway phosphatidylinositol 3-kinase TorA
Exons: 4
Coding region: 1-7155 (2384 amino acids)
Biological process (GO): protein phosphorylation; negative regulation of macroautophagy; TOR signaling
Cellular component (GO): TORC1 complex; nucleus; TORC2 complex
Molecular function (GO): protein binding; protein serine/threonine kinase activity; protein-containing complex binding
Source: RefSeq, a predicted model, not a curated record